Molecule: messenger RNA, 228 nt
Organism: Penaeus monodon (black tiger shrimp)
Lineage: Eukaryota; Metazoa; Arthropoda; Malacostraca; Decapoda; Penaeidae
Product: 60S acidic ribosomal protein P2-like
Biological process (GO): cytoplasmic translational elongation
Cellular component (GO): cytosolic large ribosomal subunit; ribosome
Molecular function (GO): structural constituent of ribosome
Source: RefSeq, a predicted model, not a curated record
GACUGCUGUCUUUAAUCAAUCUCUUCAUUUUCAGAAUGCGUUACGUUGCUGCUUACUGUCUUGCUGCCCUUGGAGGCAAAACUGCCUCAGCCAAGGAUAUUGAGAAGAUCCUCGACUCAGUAGGUGUUGAUUGUGAUGCUGAUGAGGCCAAGAAAGUAGUAUCUGAACUUGAAGGGAAGGACCUCAAAGCUGUAAUUGCUGAAGGUAUGGUGAAACUUGGAUCCAUGC